This is a messenger RNA of Colletotrichum scovillei, 1488 nucleotides long. RefSeq names its product cytochrome P450. Lineage: Eukaryota; Fungi; Ascomycota; Sordariomycetes; Glomerellales; Glomerellaceae. Gene Ontology annotation, molecular function: monooxygenase activity; iron ion binding; oxidoreductase activity, acting on paired donors, with incorporation or reduction of molecular oxygen. The record is from RefSeq and is a predicted model, not a curated record. The coding region runs from base 1 to 1488 and encodes 495 amino acids. The transcript is spliced from 6 exons.
AUGUCAUCCAAUUUCUCCUUCGAACUGGGCGGGGCCCCAUACACCAUCCCCUCGCCAACAGAGAAACCCAUCGCCUAUGUCGCCACCGUUGUCCUCUUCUUCAUUCUAGCAUACGCCCUCGGUGACCAUGGCGCCAAGCUGCCCGAAAUCAACCCGCUCAAGCCGUUUGAGUUCUCCAACUCGCGCCGCAUCCUCGAGUUCUUCGGAACGAGCAAGGAGCUCAUGCUCAAGGGCAGAGCAAAGUUUGGAGACAACCCGUACAAGCUAAUGACGGAAUGGGGCAGCGUCAUGGUCUUGCCUCCCGACUUUAUCCACGAGCUUCGCAGUAAUCCCUACUUGGCUUUCGAGGAGCCUGCUAAAGAUGACUCCCACGGCUACAUUCCCGGGUUCGAGACCUUUGAUGGAGAUGAAGCCCUUCCGAGAGUCGUCACAAAGUACUUGACAAAGGCUUUGACCAAACUCACAAAGCCCCUUUCCGAAGAGUCGACACUCGUCCUCCGCCACGUCCUCACUGACUCGACCGAAUGGCACAAGAUAAAGCCCCAGCAAGACAUCAUGCGCAUCGUCUCCCGCCUCUCCUCCCGCGUCUUCGCCGGCGAGGACCUCUGCCGCGACGAAGAAUGGGUCCGCGUCUCGUCAGAGUACACCGCCGCCGCCUUCGGCGUAGGCUACGAAGUCGGCCAGUGGCCCCGCUGGUCCCGCCCCAUCGUCCACUGGUUCCUCCCCUCGUGCUGGCGCGUCCGCGCCCUCCUCGCCGAGUGCCGCAAGACCCUCCAGCCGCACGUCGAGCGCCGCGAACAGCGCAAGGCCGAGGCCCUGGCCGCUGGCAAGACGGGUGCCAUUUCUCUCUCCCUCGUCGCGAUCCAUACCACCACCGAUUUGCUCACGCAGACUAUGAUUGAUUUGGCGGAGCAUCCUGAGCUGGUCCAGCCUUUGCGCGAUGAGCUUGUCCGCGUGCUCAGCGCGGAAGGAUUGAAGAAGACGGCGCUGUAUAACCUCAAGCUCAUGGAUAGUGUCAUCAAGGAGUCGCAGCGCAUGAAGCCCGUAUUGCUCUCAACCUGGCGCCGCCUCGUCAAGAAGGACGUAACCCUCUCCAACGGCUUCGUCCUCCGCAAGGGCCAAAAGAUCAUCGCCACAAACACCCACAUGUGGGACGCAGACUACUACGAGAACCCGGCCACCUACGAUGGCUACCGCUUCCUCAACAUGCGCGGCACCGACGAGGAGAAGAACGCGCACCUCGUCAGCACCAGCGCCAAGCACCCCGGCUUCGGCCACGGCCAGCACGCGUGCCCCGGCCGCUUCUUCGCCGCCAACGAGGUCAAGAUUGCGCUGGCGCAUCUGCUGCUCAAGUACGACUGGAAGUUCCCUGACGGGUUCAAGCCGCAGACGAUGCCACACGGUAUGGUCCUGUUGCCGGAUCCUUCUGCGACGCUGUUCAUUCGGAGGAGGAAGGAGGAGCUUGAUCUGGACUCGUUGGAGUGUUGA